Molecule: messenger RNA, 759 nt
Organism: Arctia plantaginis
Lineage: Eukaryota; Metazoa; Arthropoda; Insecta; Lepidoptera; Erebidae
Source: the annotation of a GenBank genome assembly
AUGAAUUCAACGCCGAUGUCUCCAGUUAGCGAGAGAGACUCUCGCGCGAGGAGCCUCAGUCAUUCAGUACAAGAACUGGCUGGGAAUUCAAGUGCCCAUAAUUUGAGAUCGCGUAGUCCGCGUUUAGAACAAUUGAUAGUAUCUUCACCCAGUCAACAUUCCAACAUUCGUCGGCACUUGCGCAGCCGCGAGCGUAGUUCCAGGUCUAGUCACUUCCGCAGUCACAGACAUAGCUGCGAACCUGAUUCUGUUAGAAGCCCCGAAGGUACUCCCAAGAUUGACUUCUCGCGCAGCAACGAGAAUAGUCGCGAGUCUUACACCCUGCGCAGGCGUGAAUGUGGAGAGCAAUUUAGCUUAUGCAAUCAUGAGCGUAAUAGCGAACUGAGUAUUUUGCGCAGGCUUGAAGGUAGUCGCGAGCGCAGUCGUGAGCGCAAUCGCGAGUUAAGACGCCUGCACAGGAGCGAGCAGGGUUCUAGCUUGGGAAGACUCUACACCCGUGGUCGAUUGCACAGCCGCGAACAGAUUCGUGGACCGGACCACCUGCACGCCUACGAGCUACGCCAUUCACGUAGCCGCUCCCGUAGCCACGAAGCCGGACAUGGGUCCGUCGCGGCAGACAACCACCUGAGCAGGGAGAGGACUGAUCAGCCACAAGGAGUCCCACCAUCGGGUAUGAGUGAUUUACUUAAUAAUCCUACCUUCAAAGAUUUCGUUCCACCAUCCGGAGGAUCUGCUAGGAUUUUUAAAAGAUAUGUGUAG